GGUUGAUGCCACGAGCGGCUUGUAUUGGUGACAGGGGAGCAGGUGACUGCUGUAAACAUACACAAGCUAAGCUAACAAGAAGCUCGUUCGGGAGUCAAAAGUGCAUCUGGACCUAGGAUCGCCUCAAAGCCAACAGAUGGUUCGUUUCUGCCUAAGCAGGGUUGGGUCUCUGCGUUUGUAGAUUUAAAAAAAAAAUCCAUUAUCAGAUAGUUACAAACGAUAUAAAGUGGAUCAGUUAAGUUGCCACAGCCCUUCACCUUUUCCACAUUUUUUGUUGUGAAACAGCCUUUGUCCAAGAUAAAACUUAAACAAGAAAACAUUUCAAACGUCCACACUCAACACCCUCAAUUAAACGACAAGGUGAAAGAUGAGCUUCCGAAAUGUUGAAAAAGAAGGGGGAAAAAAACAACAACUAAAAAAGCAGUGGAUGGCGAUGGUACGAGGUAAAGCGUUGGACAAUUGCGUACUGGUUCUGCUGAGUCUGUGGCUGUGCAUCCACUCACUGCCCAUUGAUGUGAACAAGAGCAAAGAGAACACAACGCCCAAAGAGGAUGAACUGAAUGCCCCACAAAGUGUAGACACCGGGCUACACUAUGACCGCUACCUCAGGGAGGUCAUCGAAUACCUGGAGAAAGACCCUCACUUUCGGGAGAAGUUACAAAAUGCCAGCAUGGAGCCAGACAAACUUGCCAAAGAGUUGGACUUUGUCCACAACAAUCUGCGCACCAAGCUGGAUGAGCUGAAGAGGGAGGAAAUGAACAGGCUGCGGAUGCUCAUCAAGGCCAAACACGACAUGGAGCUGGGAGCUGGCUGGAAAGUGGACUACCAGGCCUUGCUGAAACAAUUUGAACACCUCAACCACGACAACGCGCACUCAUUUGAAGUUGAGGACCUGGACCGCCUCAUCAAAGCGGCUACGAAAGACCUUGUACAGUUUGACAAGCAGCAUCACGAAGAGUUCAAGCGCUACGAGAUGAUGAAGGAGCACAAGAGGCGGGAGAAGCUGAAGGCCAUGUCGGAGGAGGCGCGUAAGAAAGAGGAGCAACACCACGAGGAGAUGAAGAAGAAAUACGCCAACCACGCCAAAGUCAACCACCCGGGAAGCGAGGACCAGCUGAAGGAGGUGUGGGAGGAGUCCGACGGUCUCGAACCGGACAACUUUGAUCCGAAGACCUUCUUCAAACUGCAUGACAACAACGGCGAUGGCUUCUUUGACGAGAAUGAGCUUGAGGCCCUCUUCGUGAAAGAGCUUGAGAAGGUGUACAAGGUGUACAACAACGAAGAAGACGACAUGAUGGCGAUGGAAGAGGAGAGGCGGCGCAUGAGAGAGCACGUCAUGGCUGAGGUGGACACCAACAAAGACAGACUGGUGUCACUCGCCGAGUUCCUGGCGGCCACGAAGAACCCGCAGUUCCGCCAAAAUGACGAGUGGGAGACUUUGGAGCAGCAAAACUCCCCCUACACCGAGGAGGAGCUAGUGAUGUUCGAACAGCAGCUGGCCAAGGACAGCAAAAUGAUCGUGGAACAAGUGGCAGAGCUGCAGAAGCAGCGCGAGAAUCUUCAAAAUAAGCAAGACUUACUCGAUAUUCAGAAGCGCAGCAUUCAGCAGGCCACGAGUGAACUGGAGAAGAGAAAAGUCCAAUCCAAGUCAGACGUCAAAUAGUCCGGAGCCGCGGGAGCUGGAGGAAAACGGGCGUUAACCAGACACCUGUUGCAAAUGACACUCUUGACGGGUCCUAUCAGGGAGCGCGCCUUUUUUUGCAUUUCAACCUUCUGUCUUGUCUACUUUUGUUUGUUUGCAAUACCACUGGAUAAAAGUUGGGCUGCAAAGCUUUGGAAAGUUCCUCGUGCAUUUCCAUGGGUAUUUAAGGUGGGGAAACUGAACUUUUAUCGUAUUUAAAUAUAUCCAAUUUCAAUAUUAGGAGUCAACCUUUAAUUAAAUUCUUGGUUUAUUCCCUGAAGUUGGAAGUUUCCAACUUUGAGAAUUCCUGAAGUUUUGCAACUCGAGAUGAAAGCGUUUCUUGACCGUGCAAAUUGUUGCCCUUGAAACUUAAGGAAAAAUGAUUCAUAGUAUUUAUAAAUUAAUUUAUUUUUAUCUACAACUACUUUUGUCACGAGAACCACAUUCUUGAAGAUGUUUAAUUUUUUAUGUCAUUUUAUUUAUUGAAUUUGCUAAUUGGAUUUUUUGAAUGAUUCCUUCUCCAUUUUGUCAUGCACGUAUGCGUCUGUACUUCCUGAGUCCCAACAUCAUACAUUUCGUUACGAGUGGCAAUACAGCAAAUCAGGUGGCAAAUUUA
Messenger RNA from Hippocampus zosterae (dwarf seahorse), 2297 nucleotides. RefSeq names its product nucleobindin-2-like. The coding region runs from base 368 to 1663 and encodes 431 amino acids. The transcript has 14 exons. Gene Ontology annotation, molecular function: calcium ion binding. Lineage: Eukaryota; Metazoa; Chordata; Actinopteri; Syngnathiformes; Syngnathidae. The record is from RefSeq and is a predicted model, not a curated record. Gene Ontology annotation, cellular component: endoplasmic reticulum-Golgi intermediate compartment; extracellular exosome.